Messenger RNA from Eurypyga helias (sunbittern), 612 nucleotides. Its product is annotated as periodic tryptophan protein 1 homolog. NCBI's taxonomy places the organism in Eukaryota, Metazoa, Chordata, Aves, Eurypygiformes, Eurypygidae. Gene Ontology annotation, cellular component: nucleus. The record is from RefSeq and is a predicted model, not a curated record. The annotation marks the transcript as partial. Gene Ontology annotation, biological process: rRNA processing. The transcript has 6 exons. Gene Ontology annotation, molecular function: protein binding.
CGUAAAGAAGAAAACAGUGAGACCAGCUUCGUGAUCCCUUUUUACCAGCGCUCUGAUCCCACGGACACCUGUAAACCAGUAUCAGCUGUGCUCUACGACUGCAGAAACCCCCAAGAGAACCAUCGAGUGUGGCGGUUCAGUGGUCAGGUUGAAAGAGUAACUUGGAAUCAUUUUUCACCUUGUAAUUUCUUAGCAAGCACAGAGGAUGGUUUCGUGUACUGCCUGGAUGCUCGUUCUGAUAAGCCGCUGUUUACUCUGAAAGCUCACGAUGAGGAGGUGUCAGGGCUACAGCUGAGCAGUCAGAUCAAGGGGUGCCUCGUGACGUCAUCUGCUGACAAAUUUGUGAAAAUCUGGGAUAUCCUAGGAGACAGACCCAGUUUAAUCCAUUCCAGGGAUAUGAAAAUGGGUGUUCUCUUCUGUGCAGCUUGCUGCCCCGACUUCCCGUUCGUUUUUGCCUUUGGAGGGGAGCGAGAAGGGCUGCGUGUUUGGGAUAUAAGCAAGAUUUCUGCAGUGAAUGACGUUUUUGGGAACAGAGAGAGACUUGUUCUGGCUAGUGCCAGCUCCGUGGCCGGCAGCAGCAGCAACGAUCCGGAGACAGCAAUGGAAUCGUGA